GCUCUAUUAUCACUUGUCAUAGUUCAUGCUCAAGUCAACGAUGUUGCCAAACAUCUGGUUAAUCGUACAUUAACAGCGUUGUUAGAACAUAUGGCACGAGAUUGUCUUGAAGCUUUUCAAAAAGUAGAGAGAUUCGGUAUGGGUGGUAUGCUUCAGGCUACUCUUGAAAUUGAAUUUAUGCACCAAACGCUAUCCCAAUAUGUAAGUAAAGAAGCUCAAGAAACGUUACAACUUAUUUACAACACUAUUGAACAAUUAUACGAUACUACACAAGCAACUGGCAAUUUGGAUUUAGAAUUAAGUAGUGUAAAACAAUUAUUAGUUGAGA
This is a messenger RNA of Racocetra fulgida, 328 nucleotides long. The record is from the annotation of a GenBank genome assembly. NCBI's taxonomy places the organism in Eukaryota, Fungi, Glomeromycota, Glomeromycetes, Diversisporales, Gigasporaceae.